AUGGAGAAGAAGGAGAGGGAUCGGGAGAUGAUGUCGGCGUCGGGGACGAGUCGCGUGCGAGGGGAAGAAGAGAGAGCCGGGGAGUCGAGCGGUGGGAGCUACGGGCUCGACUGGGAGUUGGGCCGGGGAAGCCGAGCUGAGGGCGAAGUCGACGUGGGAGCCGAGGGCGAGUCGAGGGACUGUCCGAGCUCUGGGGUCUCGGCUGCAUAUCCUCUCAUUAAGGUGCUCUGCAUGGUGGAUUCGGAUGAAAAGCCCGCAAUGGGUUUUAUUUAUAAUGAGAUGGAGAAAGCAAAGCAGAAAAUCAAAGCAAACUUCAAGGAUGAUCGGAAGAGCUAUGAUCCCAUUUGGAAGGUUAUUGAUGAGAGAUGGGAGGUUCAACUUCAUAGGCCUUUGCAUGCUGCUGCUUAUUAUUUGAAUCCUCAGUUGCAUUUCUCUUCUGAAUUUAGAGCUGAUAGGGAAAUUAUGCGUGGAUUAUAUAAGGUUAUGGAUAGAAUGUUAGACGAUGAAGAGAGGGAUAAGGUUGAUUUGCAGCUAGAGGAAUUCAAGCAUGAGAGAGGGCUCUUUGGAUUUUCAUUGGCAAAGUCUAUGAGGUUCAAGAAGACACCGGCAGAUUGGUGGGAGUCAUAUGGUGCCGAUACCCCAGAGUUGCAAAAAUUUAGUAUAAGGAUAUUGAGUUUGACUUGUAGCUCUUCGGGAUGUGAGCGUAAUUGGAGUGCUUUUGAAAUGGUACACACAAAGAGAAGAAAUCGGUUGCAUCAAAAGAAGAUGAAUGAUUUAGUAUUUGUGAUGUACAAUUUGAAGUUGAAGGAUAAGAAGAUCAGGAAGCAUAAUUUUAACUUGCGUGCUCUUGGUUGUGGGGAUGAUGGUGACGAAGAAAGUGGAGGGAGUCAAAUUGGCGAUGAAGAUGCAGAGAAUAUGCUCACCCAACAGCAUGCCACGGUUGAUGACUUAGAGCUUCCCGAAGAUGAUGAAUUUGAUACUUUAUAUGAUGAUGAUGUUGGUAACGAUGAAGAUUUGGAUGAGAUUUGA
Molecule: messenger RNA, 1029 nt
Organism: Punica granatum (pomegranate)
Lineage: Eukaryota; Viridiplantae; Streptophyta; Magnoliopsida; Myrtales; Lythraceae
Source: RefSeq, a predicted model, not a curated record